UCCUUCCCGUCUCUCUCCCUACGCUGCUAGCAGAGUUAGCAUUAGCACGUUAGCCUCCAGCAGCUGUCGGUGGCAGUCAGUCCGAGUGGUGGUGCAUUUGUAAUCAUCAUCAUCCUCUUCCUCCUCCUCCUUCUCUCCCGUAGAUAGACCGUGGACGGCCAGGUUGUUUCUUCGGGAGCCAGCUCCUUUACCUCCUCGGGCUACCUGCGGUAAAAAAUUGUUGUCCUCGUCGUCACGACAGAAAGAAGCUCUGGGACAUGGCCAGACCAGAACAAGUACUGGUGCUAGAGCCACAACACGAACUGAAAUUCAGAGGCCCAUUUACAGAUGUCGUCACUGCCACUCUGAAGCUCACCAACCCCACAGAUAGAAAUGUGUGUUUCAAAGUCAAGACGACCGCGCCUCGCAGAUACUGUGUGCGCCCAAACAGUGGCGUUAUUGACGCUGGAAACUCUGUCAAUGUUUCUGUUAUGCUACAACCGUUUGACUAUGACCCUAAUGAAAAGAGUAAACACAAAUUCAUGGUGCAGUCCAUGCUGGCUCCAUACGACAUGACUGACAUGGAAGGAGUUUGGAAGGAGGCAAAGCCUGAUGAGCUGAUGGAUUCAAAGUUGAGAUGUGCAUUUGAGAUGCCUAUAGAAAAUGACAAAACUCAUGAGAGUGAAACCAACAAAACUGUGUGUUCCUCUGCCUCCUCUGUUAAGACUGAGCUCUCCACACUGCCCAAGUCAGCCAGUGCCUCGCUGGAUGACGGCGAGGUGAAGAAGAUCAUGGAGGAGUGCAAGCGGCUGCAGAUGGAGGUGCAGAGGCUACGGGAAGAAAACAAACAGAUCAGGGAGGACGACGGGCUGCGGAAGAGAAAGGUGACCUCAAUGGGCGCGCCUUACUCUUCUUCCUCCUCCGCCGCCAUGGCCACCUCAGGCAUGAGGGACGAAGGCCUAAGCACCCGCAUCCUGGCGCUCUGUGUGCUCUUCUUUGUCAUUGGAGUCAUCAUUGGCAAGCUGGCCCUGUAGAGACACAGUCAGACAGUGACAGACGGGCGGAUGGCGUGCUCGGGAGGACAUGUGUCAAUGACGGCAACGGGGAUGUCUUCUGGGUUUAUGUUGAUUUUUUCUUUCUUUUUUUUAAAGGCAAUAUCAUAAUGGUUUGUCAGGAUGGAAAAUGAUUUAACGUAAAAAGAGAACGAAGGAAGGCAAUCCCAAGUGAAACCAUGUGCGAGUGUUUUUGUCACAGGUCUUUCCUUUUUCUUUUUUUUGUGAAAUAAUCACCACCUCUGAUCUGUUCUUCUCUGUCCAUCCCUCCUUCCUAAAUGAUCUUCCGCAACUUGCACAGGUUACAGUUAGUUGUGUGUGGGAGUGGCUUCAUGCUGGCUGAAUGUCAAGUCUUUCAUUGAUUUUUCUUUGAUUCUUAAGUCUUCAAGUUCCUCACUCACAUUGUCUAUAAGAAAGAUCUAACACUCCUCUUCUGAUAAUCUCUCUUCCACUUAUUAGUGAUAAUCUGCAAAGAGAGGUGAACAGUGAUCAGUGAAAGACUUUUUCUAGAUUCAAACUAAAUGUAUUGUCUUCUGAACAGUAUGUGAUAAAAAUGUGAGCCAGUUAGAAGCCGUGUGUGUGUGUGCGUGUGUGUGUCUUCUUGAUUUUGCUGAUGUGACUGCGUGUGGAUGUUUUGUGAGUAGACCACAAUCGAUGAAAUAACAGGCUGUUUUAGAAUGGAGGAAGAAGGGUGGUUUGAAAACAAAACUGUCACCUAAACAGAUUUCCUGUACACAACAGAAAAAUGGGGGGUCUUUGUAGGAAAUCAGUUUAAAACUUGAUCAUGUUUGUCGCUUACCAGCCCAAGGAAUCAAUAGAAAUCUGAUAAAUCAAUUUUUUUGGCCAUUUAUAAAAUGAUAAUGUGGUAAACCUCAAGAUAUCAAGAAUUUAUGCUGCAUGAUGUUGUUUACAAAAACAAAAACAAAGCUGUAACUUACUAAAAUACAUCAGAUUUUACUAGUUCACAUUUUUACUUGUCUUGAUACUUCAUCAGGUUGAGAGAGACACUCCCAAAUAUUUCCAACACAUAACAUACAGUAUGUAACAAUAGCUUUGGCCACCUUGUUUAAUUUUGCCCAUGAAGUAUUGUAUUUGCGUCCUACUGUAUUACAGCUGUUUGCCUUUUUUUCUCAUCAUGUAGCCAUGAUGCUUCUGUUGUUUAUAAUAUUCAAAUGCACUAUAUUCAAGUGUUCACUCUGCAGUCUGCAUGAAAUGACCCCAAUACAUGAUUAUUAUUCUUUUUUUGAGUUUUGAAGCUAUAUUGGCAAAACAAGAAAAUACCAUCUUCUUAAAAGGCACCAUCUUGAGGUGUGUGUGUGUGGCGCGUGUGCGCGCUCUUUCUUUCGAUUAUCUUUUUCCUUUCUUGUUGGGCUCUGGUGGUCUUGCGGUAACUGAGAUAACACAGCUGUAUUAUCUCGGCUGUCUCAUGACCACCCUACCAGGUUGUUCAAGAAAAAAAAAAGAAUAAGUAUCUGUUUUUCAUUGCCUGAGGGAUCUCUGGGAGCAGAGAAGUGGGAAUGUGGAUGGCUGGCAGGAGGACUGACCUGUGAAUACACACUACAUACAAGAAGACAAAGUAAAAAAGGCUUCAGACCACACAUGCAAA
This is a messenger RNA of Etheostoma spectabile (orangethroat darter), 2637 nucleotides long. RefSeq names its product vesicle-associated membrane protein-associated protein B/C. Gene Ontology annotation, molecular function: FFAT motif binding. Gene Ontology annotation, cellular component: plasma membrane; endoplasmic reticulum membrane. The transcript has 6 exons. Lineage: Eukaryota; Metazoa; Chordata; Actinopteri; Perciformes; Percidae. The record is from RefSeq and is a predicted model, not a curated record. The coding region runs from base 258 to 1013 and encodes 251 amino acids. Gene Ontology annotation, biological process: endoplasmic reticulum membrane organization.